AUGAAUGAAAUAAACAGGAAACUGUUACAAGCUGUUGAGUACGGAAAAGUGGAAACUGUAAGGGAUUUAUUAAAUCAAUAUGGCAUCGGUGCAUCCGAAGCAAAUGGAUAUGUUCUUCUUCGUAAAUCUGUAAGUUCAGGUUCAAGGUGCCAAAAAAUAACUGAAUUGCUUUUAAUCAACGGUGCAAAGGCCAACAGCAAAGGAAACGAAACACAUCCUUCACAUACUCCACUGCACUAUGCUGUUGGACGUGGUGAUAUAGAAACUGUUGAAUUGCUUCUGAAUUAUAAUGCUGACAUUAAUGUAGCAAAUGAAAGACGUGUGACUCCCCUAAUGUUAGCUAUCACCAUAGGCAACGAAAAAAUAAUUGAUAUUCUUUUUGAUAGAGGAGCAUACGUGAGUGCUUCCUGUAUUCAUCUGGCAGUACAAAACAGACAAAUUACUGAAAAACUAUUGCAACUCGGUGUUUCUGCAAAUUGUACUGAUUAUUCAAAUCAACAAUUUACUCCUCUUCUCAGUGCAGCACAAUAUGUUGAAAACUCCUCGGUUGUUGAACUGCUUUUAAAACAUGGAGCAAACGUGAAUGCUCCAAACUGCAUUGCACUUAGCAUCUAA
Molecule: messenger RNA, 615 nt
Organism: Eupeodes corollae
Lineage: Eukaryota; Metazoa; Arthropoda; Insecta; Diptera; Syrphidae
Product: ankyrin repeat, SAM and basic leucine zipper domain-containing protein 1-like
Exons: 1
Coding region: 1-615 (204 amino acids)
Cellular component (GO): cytoplasm; nucleus
Molecular function (GO): protein binding
Source: RefSeq, a predicted model, not a curated record